Molecule: messenger RNA, 497 nt
Organism: Paramecium sonneborni
Lineage: Eukaryota; Ciliophora; Oligohymenophorea; Peniculida; Parameciidae
Source: the annotation of a GenBank genome assembly
UUCAAUAUUGGAUUUAAAUGUGUACAACAAAUCCUUUAUUCUCUCCAAGUAGUGGUUGCAAAACUGCUAAUUUUAUCACUCCUUCCAGAAUUAAGCAUUUUUGUUAACAUUCAACUGUUGAAACACCAAAUACGUCCCAUUAAAGAAACAUCAUAAAUUUAAAAUCUGGUAUAUCUCAUCAUUCUCCUUAACCAUUUAAUACAUCUAGACAUUAAAUCACAUCAAAUUACUUUAACCCAAAGAUCAUGAAUAAUAAUCUUACGAGAUAUGAAAGUCCGUUAAAAAUACUUUUCAAAACUGGUUAUGAUUAUUAGUAAGAAAUAAAAUAGUUAAAAAAAGAAAAUUAAGAUUUGCAUUCAUUAGUGAAAAAAUAAAGAGAGUAGCUUUAAGAAUUUUAAAUGGAUUCCUAAUUAGUUGAAGAAAAUUUAAUGUUAAAAGAAAUUAUUUAAAAAUUAUAAAAAGAAAACGAUGAAUACAAAAGAUAAUUAAAUAAGUGA